UUCACUCGUGAGGCUCAUGAGUUGUUUUGCAUAUAGGACAAUUGAUAUUUUGAUAUAGCUAAUUUGAAUUAAAUUGACAAUUUGAAAUAAGAAAUAUAGAAAGUCAAUUAUGAAUGAAAGUUGUAUGAAUGAAAGUUUAAUCGAUGUUGGAGAUUUGAAAGUAGGCGCCCUUUUUACGUCUGCUCGCGACAGACGACAGAUGCACGAAGGUCAAAAGUAUUUUAAAAAUAAGUCCGUAUAGGCAUUGGCAGAUUCGCAUGGUAGUGAACGUUAAGGGACGGUGGCGUUGUAAUGGCAAAAAGUUUGCAAAAGGGUCGGGAUUGGAGAUAGACAAGAUGGACCAGCAGUAUUGCCUCCGGUGGAAUAAUCAUCCGGCCAACCUCACCGACGUCCUCAGCUCAUUGCUAGCGCGUGAAGCACUCUGCGACGUUACCCUGGCCUGUGUCGGCGAGACUUUCAAGGCGCACCAAACAAUACUAUCUGCAUGCAGUCCGUAUUUUGAAAACAUUUUCCUCCAAAACACACAUCCUCAUCCCAUCAUAUUCCUCAAGGAUGUCAACGACACGGAGAUGAAAGCAUUAUUACACUUUAUGUACAAAGGCGAGGUUAACGUGAGUCAGCAUCUGCUGCCCAUGUUCCUCAAGACCGCAGAAGCGUUACAGAUCAGAGGUCUCACGGAUAAUAGUGUAAAUAAUAAAUCGGAAGAAAAAAGUCCCUCGCCAGAGCCUGAAAUUCAAUCUAGUGUCAGGCACACCGAUUCCCCGAGUCUUCAGGCUCAUCCUGAGAAAAGGAAACGAAAGGUCUCGGGCAGCUACGAUGUAUCUCUCACUGGACCACCCAGUGAACGGUUCUUGUCAGAUUCUCAGGCAUCUUCUCAAUGUAGUUACAAAUCAAGUCCUACGGUGAUUCCAAAGUUAAAUAACGCUAUAGGAGGUGAUGUGGAAGAUGGUAGUCGACCUAUAUCUCCUGCGUCUCAACCUCAAGCCCCAAUUAAACAGGAAGUGGAUCAUCAUAUGCCUGACUUCCAUGAAAACAUUUCCCUCCCAGGUCAUCCGAUCGGAUUAUUAAAUCAGGAUGGAGGUCCAACGACAGGAACGCAAAAUGACAGUUUGCCGGAAACCGAAUCUUCAGAACACCACAACCCACCAGAAAUGCUCGACGGUCUUGAUGGUUCAAGAGCCUGGCACAUGCGGCUGACCUUUGACCGGGUGCCAGGCGGCUGCAACCUUCACAGGUGCAAGCUGUGCGGCAAGGUCGUGACGCACAUCAGGAACCACUAUCACGUCCACUUUCCUGGCAGGUUUGAAUGUCCUCUCUGUCGCGCCACGUACACGCGUAGCGACAACCUGCGCACACACUUUAAAUUCAAACACCCCGAAGCAAGAAAGAUCGAUCUUAACGAUUUCAUGGCCAGCUCCUUGGCCCUGUCCGCCUCGAAUAACGAUACAAUGAACACGCUCUCCUAAAGGGUCGGCAGCCGGCUCGCCCCCUCGCUCGAUCGCGAACCAAGUCAUCUCCGUUGUCUCGACGUCGACGUCGUCGUUCAGCCUCCUGUGUAGCCUCGAGCGAGAGUGCGACGCGCGGCCAGUCACUUAAUCAGUUUUUAAUGAACACCAAAUCGAUCUACGCUUAAAAAACAAAAGAGAUAUAGUGAGCGAAAGGAUAUGGUAGGCAGCCUUAUUUUUUCCAAUGGUUGUCGAGCGCAGUGUUGUAAGAGGAUCCUAUGUAUAAUAAAGUUUAGCAAGGUGUCAAAUAUAAAUGGGACUUAAUGUAAAAGAUUUUCACGGAAUUUUACACAAAAUGGGAGCAAACGUGGUGCCAAUUCCUCCCGCUGUUGCUGCAGAGUGGCGAGCUUACAAGCAACAGGAAACAUUAAUUAUUAAGUAACAUUAACAUUGCAUAAAUGGAAGUAAUUCAGGGUGAGUCGUAUAGUUGUUGAAAGUUUAUAGUUUUACUUCAUAUUAGACCUUUGUUUUCUCUUCAAAUGUGUUUAUGGAUUUUAUAUUGUUACCCAGAAUUUUAUGUAUACAUUAACCGAGAAGAUGCAACAUCGAAAGUCAACUCAUUUAAUGUCAACUUGUCAACUUGUCAAUGUUUCUUGUGUUGCAUUACGCGAAAUGAAAACUGUUAAAAUUGAACGAAAUUUUAGCAGAGAUUUUAGCAGUUUAGUAUCGAGGAUACGAUCGAUUGACAACGAACCCUAUUCCAUGUGUUAUUAUUUUAUAAUGCAUCAUCUCUAAUAUGAAAUCGAACUAUAUGAAACGCCUGUUACUUGUUACAGAACACUUAAAGUCUAUAAUUAUUACAAUUAAACUGCACACCGCAUAUGUAAUAAGCAAACAAAAAUUAAUUGGUGGAAAUUUCAAGAGACAUUCCACGAUCGGGACUUAAAAUGCAUAGGCAACGCAAUAUAAGAUCGAAUACUGUACUAAAAGUACUGUACUCAUGAGGAUGAUUUAUAGUACUAUAUUUUAUACUUUAUAUAUUCUACAGUUAUAUUCUAUAUUGGUUGGAGAUAGUUAUGUUUAAAAAACAAUUUUAUUCAAGGGAUGGUUUAAGAUAUUUUUUACGUCGUUGCACAUGGAUACUUGAUUGGUUGGGGUGCAAUCCAUUGUUUAUUGUUUCACUAGUGUGUUUUUUUUUUUUUAAUUUCUUUUUUCUCUAAGUGGAAACAAAAGUAUAAUCACACUUGCAUAUAGAGAUGUUUUUUUUAACAGAUAUACAGAUUCAAGAACACAAUUUAUAGUAACGAGUUUGCUAGCUAUUCAAAGAGCCAAAUCACGCUGAAUUGUGAUCACAUGAUAUUACCGCCUUUUUACGUUUCCUUUUACUUCGAAGGAAGGGGCCCUUUGCAUAGUUAUGACUAUACCCAAACAAUCAUAUACAUACCUAAUUUAAUAAUAUAUAAUCAGAAAUAUUAAUAUAUACUGCUGAUUCAGAUUCUUAUUAAUUAUUAUUAUUAUUAUUAUUAUUAUUAUUAUUAUUAUUAUAAAUAUUAUUAUUAUUAUAUUCUUAUUAAUAUUGAUUCGAGGUACCUACAUAUAAUAUAUUGGAUAAUUUAUUUUGUUUUACCGUUUUUCUGAUUUUAUAUAUGUGUUGUUACUGUUUCACCAGAGGAAAAGAAAAGCACUAUUCAGCGAUGCGCGCAUAUAUAUAAUUAUUUAUUGUACUAAACAAAGAAUUAAGAUGCAAGCCUAGCCCGAGUAGAUCGUUUUGCCAAUUUUGUCUCUCUGUUUUAUUUUCAUUUUUCUUUUUUUCUGUGUUUUUUUUUCUUUUUUUAAGAAACUGGAAUCUUUCUUAAAAUCUAUACAAUCCUAGAAACUUACCAAAUAUGAUAGUCCCAUAUUCUUUACUGAUUUUGCGUUGGACAUGUGUUCCAAUUGCGUUUCUACCGCUGAUUUUAAUGAAGUGGUCGAGUUCAUGUUCGCGCAGAAUCGCACACAUUGGUUCAACGUGAGUUGAUUUUAACCACUGCCAAUUUCCGGAAUUGUCCAGUCAAACGUCAAGCCACGCUGUUUACCACAUCCCAGUAAACCUCUAUGACAACCGUGCGGCUUUCGUUGAUCCUUUGGAUAACUCUAAUGAAUUUCUCUGUCGAGAAAUUGUAUGCUUGUAGCAAACGGAAAAUAUUAUUGGAAAUAAAUUUCAUUUUUACAUUUCUUCUUGAAACAAAGUCAAACUCAACAGGUGGCUAAAUUAAUUAAUUAUUCUAUUGGCAUUUUUUAAGCGGUAAAAACGCAUGCAAGUCAGGAAUUCUGUUCAAACGCAAUUAGAAUUAUCGUAAUAUACUUUCUUAUAUUAUACGCUCGCAUCUCUUUCACUCAAUUUUAUUUCUAGGAAUUUGAGUUAACCGCGAGAACAUGUUAUUUUAUUUUAUUGUUCUGAAUCAAUCUAUAAGUCUUUUAAAUUGUGCACUUUUAUCAUUAGUCCAACAAAUUUGAAAUUUGUAUAUGUCUACGAGGGGAAAAAUGAAUUCUUUUAAAAUCCAUUAGAAGAAACAAGUUUUAUUUGAAUGAUGCUAAUAAAAUUUAUCUCUAAGAUUCAAAUCCCAUCUUUUUGCAAUUAAGAAUAUUGUGCAUUGCAAAAUUUUUAAAUAACUUUUGUCAUUUAUAUUAAAUACGAUUUUUCUCUAAAAUUAUCAAUCAAUUUUUCUUCUUUUCUUUAAUUAUUAUCGUUAUUUAAUGUUUUGAUCUAAAAUUAUUAAAUGUAUACAUCGUAAAAAGUCUAUUCCAUUUUUUAUUCUAAUAUGUAAUUUUCAAAUUGUUACAUGGAAUUUUUAAUUCAUUUGGUUUUAUAAUAUUGAUAUUAUUAUUGAUGUGAUUCAUUUUUCUCCACAAAGCUGUCAUAAAUACAUUAAUGAAAUUCUCUGAAUAUUGUAAUUCAACUUUAAAUGGUCCAAAUGCAAAAGGUCUUUUUUUUAAUUAAAAAUUUUAUUUCUUUAAAGUUAGUUUUUAAUACAAAAUUGAUAAUGUAUUUGUGACAUUACCGAUAAUAUAAAAUAUUGUCUAUUUUUUUUAAAUAUAACCCUUUCCUUGCGAAGAUUGAUUUACUUUAUUAUGCUUAAAGAUUUUGAAAAAUCUUGCUUAAUGCUGUGAAGUAUAGGUUGUGCUGCAAAAUAAUUUCACUAGUGGUUUUGAAAGAUAUCUCUCACAUUAUUAUUGUUUUUUGUUUUUGUUUUUUUAUCUUUUUUGUGAUAAAGAGAGAAAACAUCUCGUUGAUGGAGUGAUAAAAUCGAAAAAAUUUACUUUCUUUUGAAAAGAAUUUGUUGAAAAGUGAGUCAAGUUUAGUAAAUAAACUAAAAGCGAUGAUAAUGUAAUUAUUCUCUUUUUAAUUUGUUGUUUGGAAGUUGUAUUUACAAAAAAUUUAAGUAUCUAUUUUAUUUUAAAUAGAUCAUUUUUAAAAAAUGUAAAAGCUGUGACUACAUAGCUUCACCCUACAACUUGUUGUCUACUUAACACUUUUUUCGCCCACAUGCCUAAACUUGCCAAAGUAAUAAUUAAUAAAUAUACAAAUUUUAGAUUACAAUCCUCGUUUCUCUGACUUAAAAUGUUUAUUCUAUCGUUAAAAAUUAUUUUAAUUAAAAUAAUAUUUAUCUCAACUCAAACUUUUAAAUAUUUUUAUCUAUUACAUAAAUUUUUCUGAAUCACAACUUACUUAAACUAAUAUUCAAAUAUCAGAGUUUUUCUAGGGAUAUCAAAUUGAGGCAAAAAAAUGUUUAAAAUUUUGAUAAAGGCAGAUGUGUUAAUAUUUUAAAUAAAUUUGUGUAUAUUUGUUAAUUGAUUAAAAAAAUAAAAAUUUUUUUGCAUUUUUAUUGCUCCUGACAAUCGAGACGAAAUGUGUAUCAGUUGAACACAAUUUGUGAUAAUUAUAGGAACGUUUUAACAAUUUUGAAAUUUUAACUUAAUAAUAAUACUAUUGUACGGAUUUUCACUUAAUAUUUAUCUGCAAAGAAAGAAUUGGCAAGUUCAAUAGAUCUUAAGGCAAAUACUUGUCACAAGAGUGUUGGAUGAGCGAGUAAUGAGUGGAAUAUGUAGGUAGGUGAAUUCGAGGGUGCGAAACGAGAGAAAAUUUUAUAAGAAAGAAAAGGCGGAGAAAGAGGGAGGGAGGAAAGUAAGGAGGAAGAGAAAAAGAGAGAAAUACUCGGCACACAGAUUUCACAAAGUGUAAUAAGAACACCUUGCUUCACACUGGUGGAGUUUUGUCGUCAGGCUGUUAUAUUGAAUUUUUUUCCUUAAUUAAAAUGAUUAAUACUACAUCAAUUACUAUAUAUUGCAAAAAUUAUUAUUAUUAUUAUUAUCAUUAUUAUUAUUACUAUUAUUAUUAUUAUUAUUAAUUACUAUGACUACUACUAUUACUACUACCUGCGUAUAAGUAUUUAUAUAUUUACAAUUGCGUGGUGUGGAGUGGAACAUUGUGAUAUAAUAGAUUGGUGCUAACACCUUAUUGAAAUUGAGAAGAAUUUAAAAAUAAAAAUUGUGCAAUAUCGCGAUAGUAAUGAAAUGAGGCGUUAUCAUUCAGUGGAUGAGUUGCGUUUGCCUAUGAAUGCUGUAAAAAUAAAAGAAGAGCGCGAGAGAAAUUUCUGCUAUUUUUGAUUGUCUUUUAUAAUCAACCUUUUUUUGAGUAAAUUUUUUAAACAUUAGAAUUUUCAAUUGUGAGAUAUGUGCGUUAUGGCUUCAUGCCCUUAAAUGUAGGCUUUUUCUUAAAAAAAAAUAUAUAUAUAUAAUAUAUAUAUGGUCCAAAUUAGUUUAUGUAAAAAUUGAAUCUUUGAGAAUUUGUUUGAGUAAAUUUCUGUGCCUUUUUUUGAUUACAUAUAUACUGUUAAAGUUAUACACCUUUUAUAAAAUAUUUUUUUUUUCAAAUUUAAACUGUGCGUGUUCGGGAAAGUCUUAUAGGAAUUAAUUAGCAUUUAGUGAAAUUUUAAACAAAAUAAUUCCAAUAAAUUUUUUUAAUAAAGUUUUCAUAAAACUUUUUUUCGAUAAUUAAUAAAACAGUUUGCAUUUUACCAUAUAUAUUUGAAAAAAGUUGAGUUUUAACAAAAUAGGUAUGUGGUUAACAAAAUAAAUAAAAUAAAUAAAGUAAAUAAAAUUAAAUGUAUAUUUUUUGCCAAUGAACAAAUUUUGUUGAACCAUUAAUCUUUCUCCAAAGAUUCGUUUAAGGUACUUAGAAAGAUGAAGUCUCUGAUGGAAAUUAGUCAAUUUGAAUUCGCACUGAGCUCAAUAUAUAUACAUAUAUAAAUAUGUUCUUUCUUACCUAUUAUAAGCGAAGGAUUUUUUUAAACCGAAAUUUAGAUAAUAAAAGUAAAAAGAAAAUAACUUUUUAAGCGACUGAAGGAAAAAUGAUAGAAAAGAAACGCAAUCGAAUGAAGUUAAAGAAGAAACUAUGGCUGUGCAAGAGAACAUUAUGAGAGUAGUUAGAUAGACGUAGGUGUUACCUAAGGAAUAGGCUUAGCUGAUAGAAAUAAGAGCAUGUUUUUUCAGACGUUUCUUUCUUAUACUAAAUAUUCCACUGAUUGAUAACGUCCCACUAUUUGUAUAUUAUUAAACUAAAUAAAUUUAAAAGAUGUAAUAUUAAUAUCUCUUUAUAUAAAAAGUAUAGCAAAUGCGGUUUCAUUAUGGAUAUAUAUGUAUAUACUUUAACAUAUAUGUAUAUAUCUAUCUUCAUAUAUUUAAAUAAAUAUAUAUAUAUAAAAAAAUUUUGUUAUUUUUGGGUGGGGGAAGUCUAUAUGUAUGUGUCAUUGUAAGGGUCUAUUCCUGCGACAUUAUACGUAUGGAAAUGUAAUGGUGUGUUCUCUAAAAAAUAUGUAUUUCAAAAAAAAAGUUUUUUCAUCAGCGGGCGCAUUAGACUGAAGUUGUGUGAUUUAUAAAUAAUACGAAAUAUCAAUUGCCUAUCUAAAUUUGGUACAUACAUAUAUUUAAAAAAUCUAUUCGUAUGCAUAUACUUGAGUAUGUGUGUAAAUACUAUAAAUAGUAAGAAAAUAGUCACUACUACAUUUUUCAAAAUAAAUUAAAUAUUUUUUUGCAUCUUUUGAAAUCACGCACACUAUUUUCCUUAAGAGCUUCUUCCUUGAAUUUCUUCUCUCUUCCCUUUAGAAUAUAAUUUAAGCAGUUGUUGCUGAUAAUUUUGUUUUCAAAGUUUUAACUCUUUUUUUCACUUCUCCCAUUUAGUCUCCUUUCAUCCUUUAUACACGUACAGAUACUUAUGCGUUUCUUAUACGCCGCUCUUAAUUUAUUGUUUACCCUAUAAUUGUUAUAUUUUUUUUCCUUUUACUGUUGUUACAAUCACACAGAGUAAACUGCGGCACUAUGUAUGGUAAUUCAUAAUCCAACUAUUAGAGUCUUAUGAAUAUAACGAUACGUUUGUACCAAAACAUUGUAAAAAAAACUGGUGAACUUUAGGGACUUUAUUGUAAGCGAGAAAGAAAGGGAAUGAAAAAGAGAAAAUGAAAGAUCUCUUGGUCUAGUAUAAAAUAAAUGAAUCAUUGAUUCAAUUGUUAUUAAUCGGAUAGUAGCUCGUGAAUUCUGAGUUUUUAUUCAGAAUCAACGAGGAUAAUAUUGCAACCAAUUGGAAAUUGUUUUUCAUACUUUGAAACAUAGUAUAUAUAUAUUAUAUUUAAAGAAAAAGAUGACUUUUCAUUUUGAAAGGGAAAUACAUAUAUAUACAAAAAAGGUUUUAAAUUUACAGUUUUACCAAUUAUUACAUCUAAUUUUGAGUUUAUUAUUAUUAUUAUUAUUCCUUAAUUAUAUUGUCUAACACGAAGGUUUUUAGUUUAUGAUUGCAUUAUGAUUAUAAUUGUAUACCUUAUUAUUAUUAUUAUUAUUAUUAUUAUUAUUAUUAUUAUUACUACACUAUUAUAUUCUUAUGUUAUUAAUAUAGUUUAUUAUUAUUAUUAUUAUUAUUAUUAUACACGUGUCUUUUUACAUUUAAUGUAUAGACAUUAUAAUAUGCGGACAAUGAAAAGUUUUAAAGAAAACAAAAAAAAUUAUUGCAAGAAUUAAUCAUAUGUGCAUUUAAUGUAUUUCGUACUAAUUUUUUGAUUAAACAUAAUUGUGUGUUAACCGA
Messenger RNA from Leptopilina heterotoma, 8559 nucleotides. RefSeq names its product protein tramtrack, beta isoform-like. The record is from RefSeq and is a predicted model, not a curated record. NCBI's taxonomy places the organism in Eukaryota, Metazoa, Arthropoda, Insecta, Hymenoptera, Figitidae. Gene Ontology annotation, biological process: regulation of transcription by RNA polymerase II. The transcript is spliced from 5 exons. The coding region runs from base 258 to 1466 and encodes 402 amino acids. Gene Ontology annotation, molecular function: protein binding. Gene Ontology annotation, cellular component: nucleus.